UGCGAAGGGGUGCGGGGCCCGUCGUGCUUCUUCCAGCGCACGGGCGCAGGCGUUCUUCGAGCGACUCGCCCCAACCAGCCCGGGCACCUGUUACUCGCUUGUCGCAGUUCCAUCGUUCUUCAUUGUUCGUUUACCGGCCGGUGAAAUCACAAAAUCCGUUCGUUUCAAUUGUAUCCAGUAUCGUUCGUGCGUUCUGCAAAUCGAAUAUUUUGUCGCAACAUGUCUGAACAAGCCCAAGAGAAUGCCGCCCCCGUCGUAAACGGUGAGCAAAAUGGCGAAAGCAAAGAUAAGGAAGUAACGGAAAAUGGCACAACUGGCGAAACUGCCGAACCUGUUGCCGAGACGGAAAACGAAGCGCCCAAAAAAGAGAUGAGGGCGGUCGUUUUGACCGGUUUUGGAGGCCUCAAGUCGGUGAAGAUCCUCAAAAAACCGGAACCCACGCUCAAUGAGGGCGAGGUGCUCAUCAGGGUGAAGGCCUGCGGCCUCAACUUCCAGGACUUGAUGGUGCGUCAAGGGGCCAUCGAUUCGCCUCCGAAAUGCCCGUUUAUUCUUGGGUUUGAGUGUGCUGGAGAUGUUGAGCAGGUUGGAGAAGGAGUCGAAGACUUCCAGGUGGGAGAUCAAGUGGUCGCCCUGCCCGAGUACCGAGCUUGGGCUGAAUUGGUGGCAGUUCCCUCCAAGUACGUCUACAAGCUGCCCAAAGGACUUUCCUACUUGGAUGCUGUCACCAUCACCAUGAACUACACGGUCGCCUAUAUUCUGCUGUUCGAAAUCGGCGCUCUUACUCAAGGAAAAUCCGUUCUGGUUCAUUCUGUUGGUGGUGGAGUGGGUCAAGCAGUGGUCCAACUAGCUAAAACCGUCCCAGACGUGACCAUUUUCGGACUGUGCUCUAAAGGAAAACACGACGUUCUAAAAGAAGCCACGUCCCCAAUUGACCAUUUGCUUGAGCGAGGAUCAGACUAUGUGAGCGAAGUCAGGAAGAUUUCCCCCGAUGGAGUCGACAUUGUGCUGGACUGUCUAUGCGGCGAAGAGUGCAAUAAAGGCUACAAUCUGCUUAAGCCCAUGGGAAGAUACGUUCUCUAUGGAACGUCGAACGUUGUUACCGGCGAAACGAAGGGCUUCUUCAGCGCCGCUCGCUGUUGGUGGCAAGUAGAUAAAGUUUCCCCUCUGAAGCUCUUCGACGAAAACAAAAGCUUGGCCGGGUUCAACCUGCGCCACUUGAUGUACCAGCAAAACGGCGCCGCUCACGUGAAACAAACGGUCGAGAAGGUGUUUGAGCUGUUCCAAGGCGGCAAAAUCAAACCCCUUUUGGACUCCACAUGGGCACUUGAGGAUGUGGUGGAGGCGAUGCAGAAGAUGCACGAUCGCAAGAACGUAGGAAAAAUGAUCCUGGACCCCAGCUUGGAGCCCAGACCGAAGCCAGCGACUCCAGCCAAAGGCAAAGACAAGAAGAAGCAAUCGUCUGAGGAGAAGAAGGAAAGCGACGAGAAAAAGGAGGAGAAGAAGGAGAAGGACGAGGAGAAGAAGGAAAAGGAGGAUAAGGAGGCGAUCACUAACGGAACCGGAGAACCGGCCGCCGAAGAGGCUGAGAAGAAGUAGGGUAGCAACAAAGUAUAUUAACUAUUAUCUGUUGACAAUGAUAAUAUUUAAGGUUACACAAAGAUUUUAAAUCCAUGUAAAUUAAGGUACCUAUCCAAAAUCAAAACUGCGCCUAGGCGAUUGUAUACGUCCCAGGUAAUAUUCCCAUCUAUCUUUGUGUGUGUAUCACUCCUAUAAGGGUCAACUAGUUUACUGUUUCAUUAUUUCACAACACUCAUUGCUGGACAAAAACUCUUCCAGUUUUAAACUGGCCACAUUUAUGAAGAUCUCAAGUUGAACCGAACUGACCAUACUUGCUGUGUUAUAAUUUUUAGCGUCGAAACCUAAAGGAGAUUCCUGUGAACUAAUGACCAAAUUGGUGGACUAACCAUAUUAUGUCUCAAUUUAUUUUUAUAAUUCCUAAUUUAAGAUGUAUUUACUGUAGUUUGUUCAUGACGAAUAAGUUUGUAUUAUUAAUUACGUUAAAGUCCGAAAUGUUUAUUUACUAGUGAUUUGCGUUUUUUAUUAUUAUUAUUAGUUGUAAAAUAAUCGGUGCAUCUACCAUGUGGGGCAAAAAGAGGCUGUAUUUUUGCAUAUCAAUCAGUCAGCCCAAAUCUACUACUAAAAGCCAUGUUAGGUGAUACCGAGUAUUAAAAGAAAACUUUCUUGCUUGUACGGAAUCAGUGUUUCUCGUUCGGGAAGCAACGAAUCCCAAUAGUUAGGUGUUUAAGAAAAAGCUACUUUGCACUAUUAUCGCGUACACUUAAAAACAAUUAAGUCUACUACUACUACUACUACUAUAAAUCAAAUCGCCGUUUGUCUAGAAGUUUUUUUUUAUAAAACUGACAUAUCUAUAAUUCACAAUCGAGCUCAGACCAACCAGUAGUUAGCAUUUGAUAAACGUAUUUAUGCUUAGGCAGACAAAAACGAAUUUUAACAUUUAUACUCCGUAUAUUCUUAACAUAUUUUUGCUAAAAUGCCAUUUUAUGGAGCCAUAUCACUCAAAACGUUUUGUAUUACACCCUUAAUCGAAUUUAUAUGCAUUAGUUUAGUGAGGGUUCAGUUCGCGCUAACGCUCUCGCCGCUGCCUCACUCGAUGAGAUCAGUGAGGUUUCGCUUCGUAUAUGUUCUACAGCUCAUACAUGUAAACGUAAAACUGUAACUGUGCAAGAUAUAUUUUCGUAAUGAGUGCGUCUAGUGGACGGACUGUAGUUAGGAAGGAGCUGGCUUCAAUGUUCUGUUUAAAAAUGUUUAACUAUUCAAUUAAUUAUGCUGGAGUAUGUUCGAUAUAAGGCUUGAAAAUUAUAUGUAAAUGUAAGACUGAUGAGUUAAGCUACUGCGUAUUAUUGCUUGGAUGCCUGUAUAAUAAAAUAAAUGUAUGAUUACUGA
Dendroctonus ponderosae (mountain pine beetle) is the source of this 2964-nucleotide messenger RNA. Its product is annotated as synaptic vesicle membrane protein VAT-1 homolog-like. The transcript has 7 exons. Lineage: Eukaryota; Metazoa; Arthropoda; Insecta; Coleoptera; Curculionidae. The record is from RefSeq and is a predicted model, not a curated record. The coding region runs from base 220 to 1596 and encodes 458 amino acids. Gene Ontology annotation, molecular function: oxidoreductase activity.